AUGCUAUCAAACAGGAUCGCAUCAUGCAGCGUGAAGAGAGGUUUGCAUGUUUCGGCAUCGAGUAAAGAUUUUAUGUCGUGGUUCAGGAGAAAGCAGACCGCGAAACCCGCUGCGCCAAUAAAGAAAACGGAAGAGUUAAUCAACGAGGUUGAAUCAGGAGUAGGAGGCGCCGAAGCCCCGCUUAACAGAUUGAAACUCACAGACGAGUUUUUUAUCGGAAAGAGCAACUUAGACCUUGAUAGGCGUGAAAGACAGUCUCGCGUUAAUGAGGUCCCUUUCAAUAAAUGGAUGUCAUCAGAAAAGCUCAAGUCCUCGGGCGUACUGGAUAGCAUACUCUUAGAAAGCUACAACUCGACAAACUCAGAAUUCAGGGCCAUAGCUAUUGCUGACGAGAAACUCGCGCUCCCAUUUACAGACCUUGUAUUUAAGUUUCAUUUCAGCAAGGCCCUACAGUCUGCCACGGGCACUUUGAUACCGGACUAUCAAAUCACUCGCCUGCAAACCCCGAUAGCUUUCCGGAACUAUCUUUUGAAAGAGGUUGUGAGCGGCAAACUCGCGAAAUUCAGAGAGUCCGAGCCUAACGCUAUCGAACUUGGACAAGGUCACUACUCUUCUGAUAGCAUUCACGUGGUAGAAGAUGUGAGAUUCAGUGAAAGAAAGAAGAAGCUAUCUAAAAUACUUUCAGAAGUUGAGUUUCUUGAACGCGAAGCGGCAAGACAAGCUGUGGAAAAAGCUCGUCAAGCGGCCUAA
Lachancea thermotolerans CBS 6340 is the source of this 750-nucleotide messenger RNA. RefSeq names its product mitochondrial 54S ribosomal protein mL50 MRPL13 (gene MRPL13). The transcript has a single exon. The record is from RefSeq and is a predicted model, not a curated record. Lineage: Eukaryota; Fungi; Ascomycota; Saccharomycetes; Saccharomycetales; Saccharomycetaceae. Bases 1 to 750 code for a protein of 249 amino acids. Gene Ontology annotation, cellular component: mitochondrion.